UAAAAUUUUUAAAGGUUUCAAAUAGCGAAUUAGCUUUCGAUUAAACGGGUCUCUGGUGAAAUAAAUAAACAAAUAAAAAUUCUUGGAGUCAAUAACUGAGAAUUGAUGAAAAUGGUGAAAAUCGUAUAAGCGGCGCAUACCAUAGCUCAUAGGUAGCGCGUAGGUUUCCACCAUCACACAUUGUAAACCUUCUCGCUAAGAUCUUGUUUUGUUGGAAUGCUAGGAUAUCCUAGACUUUCGUGUUUAAACUCAACAGGCGCAAAUUUACACUAGGGAUUAUUAUGGUUUUAUUCGAAAGACCCUAAACUCGGAAAAUGAUCUCAUUAGAAAACAUAGACCAGUUGGCUGAAGAGUUGGAAAAACAAGAGUUGCAAGCACAGGGAGGAGUAUCAACACCUCAACUUUACGGACAACUACUUGCUAUUUAUUUAUACCAAUUUGAUUUAUGCAAUGCCAAAUUUUUAUGGAAAAGGAUACCACAAAAUAUAAAAUCACAGAAUACCGAAUUGGGCCACAUUUGGAAUGUGGGUAAGGCGAUGUGGCAGAGGGAACUCCCUGCAGUGUACACAGCCCUUAGUAGUACGUCAUGGACGGAUAAUGUCAAACCGAUUAUGGUCGGCUUGAAAGACAAAGUUAGAGAAAAAUGCAUCGGGUUGGUGUGCAAAGCGUAUUCCUCUCUUAAUCUUGAAAUGUUGUCUCUUCUUCUCGGCAUGACGACUCAAGAAGCCAUCGAACUGGCUAAAAAGAAUGGUUGGAACAUUGAGGACAAUAUCAUUUUCCCGGUUCAACAGACCAGCAUCCCCGUAAACAUUACAUCGACAGAACAACAAUUGCAUAAAUUAACAAACUUUGUCUCAUUUUUGGAAAAUUGAGUUGAUUUUAAAACCAAAAAGUUUAUGUAAGUUUUUGUGAUUAUAUGUUUAUUUCCGCUUAAUUUAAUUAAUAUAUCUUGGUAAUGUCAAUCCCUUACAUCUAACAUUGAUUUGAUAUGAAAUAUGUGUAGUUUUUUAAAUACAUUUUCAUGUGUAUCUGUUCAUUGUUCAUGUGUCCAGUAUGUUAAAAUACUGAUUUAAGUGAGGAGGUUGUGUAAGCCUAUGUAAAAAUUGAAUUAAACAGAACGGACUAUCCUCAUCAUAUCAAA
This is a messenger RNA of Cimex lectularius (bed bug), 1141 nucleotides long. RefSeq names its product COP9 signalosome complex subunit 8 (gene CSN8). Bases 315 to 872 code for a protein of 185 amino acids. The transcript is spliced from 4 exons. The record is from RefSeq and is a predicted model, not a curated record. Gene Ontology annotation, biological process: protein deneddylation; COP9 signalosome assembly. Gene Ontology annotation, cellular component: COP9 signalosome. NCBI's taxonomy places the organism in Eukaryota, Metazoa, Arthropoda, Insecta, Hemiptera, Cimicidae.